This is a messenger RNA of Lachancea meyersii CBS 8951, 570 nucleotides long. Lineage: Eukaryota; Fungi; Ascomycota; Saccharomycetes; Saccharomycetales; Saccharomycetaceae. The record is from the annotation of a GenBank genome assembly.
AUGCUAAGAUCAAUCGCCGCUAGUGGCAAAAAGACGCUGGGUCACAGUCGACUCUCUAUGGCGAUGUAUCGUAAUUUGUCUGCAGAAGCUUUCAAAGCUACAGGAGCUGCAACACCCAUUACGCUGAAAAACAAGUCCAGACCGAUGCGGAUUGAAAGAGAUUUACCAGAUCCAACCAAAGAUAGGCUCAAAAACCGUGCUCAACUGGGGCUAUUUGUGGUAGCCAUUGGUGUUUCCCUGGCGUGCAUUUUCAAUUACGAGAAAACACAGUCACCUAUCGUCUCUAACUCGCUUUACCACAUGCGUAGAUCGCAGAAAAUUAGAGACUUAUUGGGGGACAGUAUCGAUUUUGAUGGGUUGGUGCCAUGGGUUUACGGAGACCUUAACCAGGUAGCCGGAAGAGUCAAUAUCUCUUUCUACAUUAGAGGCUCCAACGACGUGCAAGGAAUUGUGAAGCUAGUUGCUGACCGGGAGAAUAAGCAUCAAGAGUUUUUGAUCCACGACUGGAGCGUAACCGUGAACGGAAAGAAGAUCGACCUCUUGACCGAGGAAGGAACCAAGUUUUUGUAG